Messenger RNA from Dufourea novaeangliae, 16274 nucleotides. It is a transcript of the gene RyR, whose product is annotated as ryanodine receptor. Gene Ontology annotation, biological process: calcium ion transmembrane transport; intracellular calcium ion homeostasis. Gene Ontology annotation, molecular function: ryanodine-sensitive calcium-release channel activity; protein binding. The record is from RefSeq and is a predicted model, not a curated record. Gene Ontology annotation, cellular component: smooth endoplasmic reticulum; sarcolemma; calcium channel complex. Lineage: Eukaryota; Metazoa; Arthropoda; Insecta; Hymenoptera; Halictidae.
GCGCAGGUGCUGUCGGCGUUCAGCGCGAGGCACCCCUAGGGUCAGUAGUGGCUGAUCAUUGGUGUGCACCGUCGGAGGUUAGGACGUCGUCGACACUGUGCUCGUCGUCGUUCCGACGAGAGACGUGAACCCGUUCCGUUGCACCGGGGAAGAGAGCGGAAAGACCAUCCGUGAGGAACGGGAAAGGAGAGGGACAAAAAAUGUCGAAACGUGACCGCGUGUGACCGUCCUCGCCCUAUUGGACUACCGAGGGGAAGCGAGGCUCGGUCCCAACCAGCAGAGCCGUGGAAUAGGAAGCGGAAGGGACACAACGAACUAAGAAAAUACGCGAACCAGGCAGCGGAAGGAGGCUCGUCCAGGUUACGUGAAAACGUACCGACGGGAUGGCUGACAGCGAGGGUGGCUCCGAGCAGGAUGACGUAUCCUUCCUCCGUACGGAGGACAUGGUGUGUCUGUCCUGCACCGCAACUGGUGAAAGGGUUUGCCUCGCAGCCGAGGGUUUCGGUAACAGACACUGCUUCCUCGAGAACAUCGCAGACAAGAAUAUACCACCGGACCUGUCGCAAUGCGUGUUCGUAAUAGAACAAGCUCUCUCGGUGAGAGCGUUGCAGGAAUUGGUUACCGCUGCCGGUUCCGAGACGCAGCAAGAAAAAUUAGGAAAAGGUACUGGAUCAGGGCACAGAACGUUGUUGUACGGUAACGCUAUAUUGUUGAGGCAUCAGAACAGCGACAUGUAUUUGGCUUGUCUGUCGACCAGUUCGUCCAACGACAAGUUGGCUUUCGACGUCGGUCUGCAACAACAUUCUCAAGGGGAGGCAUGCUGGUGGACAGUGCAUCCAGCAUCGAAACAGAGAUCCGAGGGUGAGAAGGUCCGUGUCGGUGACGAUCUGAUUCUAGUAUCCGUGGCCACCGAAAGAUACUUGCAUACCACCAAAGAGAACGAUUUGUCGGUGGUGAAUGCCUCGUUCCACGUGACCCAUUGGUCCGUGCAACCGUAUGGGACUGGAAUCAGCCGAAUGAAGUACGUCGGUUAUGUGUUCGGCGGCGACGUGCUGCGAUUUUUCCACGGCGGUGACGAAUGUCUCACUAUACCAUCGUCAUGGAGCACGUCACCGAGCCAAAAUAUAGUGAUCUACGAAGGUGGCAGCGUAAUGAGCCAAGCGCGAUCUUUGUGGAGGCUCGAACUGGCUCGAACAAAAUGGGCGGGUGGAUUUAUAAAUUGGCUGCACCCGAUGAGGAUCAGACACCUGACCACCGGCCGUUAUCUUGGCGUAAAAGAAAACAACGAACUGUACCUGGUCGAUAGGAACGAAGGAACGAUCGAAACGUCGACGUUCUGGCUGCGACAGGAGAAAGACGACCAAAAGAUCGUUCUCGAGGACAAGGAUCUGUUGCCGAUUAUCAAAUACGGUGAUUCGACUGUCAUCAUGCAGCACGCUACCACAUGUCUCUGGGUCUCGUACAAGUCGUACGAAACGAAGAAGAAGGGCGUCGGUAAAGUGGAGGAGAAACAAGCGGUUCUUCACGAGGAAGGAAAAAUGGACGACGGUUUGGACUUCUCCCGUUCGCAAGAGGAAGAAUCCCGUACGGCACGCGUGAUCAGGAAAUGUAGCAGCUUGUUCACGCAGUUUAUCACGUGAGUAGAAACGCUGAAAGUAAAUAGAAGAGCGUCUAUGUUCUUCCAAAAUGUGAAUCUGAACGAAAUGGUGAUGUGUCUCGAAGACUUGAUUAAUUAUUUCGCUCAACCCGAGGAUGAUAUGGAACACGAGGAGAAACAGAACAGGUUCCGAGCUCUGAGAAACCGUCAAGACCUGUUCCAAGAAGAAGGCAUACUGAAUCUGAUCCUGGAGGCCAUCGACAAGAUCAACGUAAUCACUUCGCAGGGAUUUCUGGUGGCGCUUUCGGGGGACGAGAGCGGGCAGGCAUGGGACCAAAUAUCCGGAUACUUGUACCAAUUGUUGGCCGCGAUCAUCAAAGGAAAUCACACGAACUGCGCUCAAUUUGCCAACAGUAAUCGUCUGAAUUGGUUGUUCAGUCGACUGGGCUCGCAGGCUUCCAGCGAGGGAACUGGAAUGUUGGACGUACUCCACUGCGUUCUUAUCGACUCGCCUGAAGCUUUAAACAUGAUGCGAGACGAGCAUAUCAAAGUCAUCAUCUCGCUACUCGAGAAGCACGGCAGGGAUCCCAAAGUCUUGGACGUUCUCUGUUCACUGUGCGUCGGUAACGGGGUCGCGGUACGCUCGUCACAGAACAAUAUCUGCGACUUCCUUCUGCCAGGAAAGAAUCUUCUCCUGCAAACGCAACUGGUGGACCACGUGGCCAGCGUCAGACCGAACAUAUUCGUCGGUAGAGUCGAAGGUUCAGCGCUUUAUCAAAAGUGGUACUUCGAAGUCACUGUCGAUCACAUCGAGCAGACAACGCAUAUGAUGCCCCAUUUGAGGAUCGGCUGGGCGAAUACCGCAGGCUACGUGCCAUACCCUGGUGGCGGCGAAAAAUGGGGAGGAAACGGUGUCGGUGACGACCUCUAUUCAUUCAGUUUCGACGGCGCGAAUCUAUGGACCGGUGGCAGAAAAACCCAAGUAAUUCUGAACGCGACGGAACCUUACAUCAGAAAAAGCGACGUGAUCGGAUGCGCUCUAGAUCUCACCGUUCCCAUAAUCACGUUCACUUUCAACGGAGCGCCUAUCUUAGGAUCCUUCAGGAACUUCAAUCUGGACGGCAUGUUCUUUCCCGCCAUCAGUUGCUCCUCGAAAUUAUCCUGCAGAUUCCUUUUGGGCGGUGACCACGGUCGCCUCAAGUUCCAACCACCGGAGGAAUUUUCACCACUCGUAGAGAGUCUCUUGCCGCAACAGAUCUUAUCGCUGGAUCCUUGCUUCUACUUCGGAAACAUGAACAAGGUCGUCUUGGCUGGCCCGUGGUUGGUCGAGGACGACACCGCUUUCGUCCCUGCCCCGGUUGACACGUCUAUGAUCAACUUACCGUCGUACGUCGAGCAGAUCAGAGACAAACUGGCCGAGAAUAUCCACGAGAUGUGGGCCAUGAACAAGAUCGAGGCUGGCUGGAUCUUCGGUGAGCAUAGGGAUGACUUGCGGAAGAUUCAUCCGUGUAUCGUUCAGUUCGAACGGUUACCAGCCGCGGAGAAGCGUUACGACACUCAGCUGGCUGUACAGACGCUGAAGACUAUUCUUGCCCUGGGCUACUAUAUCACCAUGGACAAGCCACCGUCCAGGAUAAAGACCCUCAGGCUACCGAAUGAACCAUUCUUACAGAGCAGCGGAUACAAACCAGCUCCUCUCGAUCUGACUGCCAUCACGCUUACUCCGAAGAUGGAGGAGCUGGUAGAUCAGCUAGCUGAGAAUACUCAUAAUUUGUGGGCAAAGGAAAGGAUCAGCCAGGGUUGGACUUACGGUCUGAACGAAGAUUCGGAAAUGAGAAGGAGCCCACACUUGGUACCCUAUCCAAAGGUGGACGACGCCAUCAAGAAAGCUAAUCGCGACACAGCCAGCGAAACCGUUAGGACCCUGCUGGUUUACGGGUAUAUGUUGGAACCACCUACCGGAGAGCAGCACGAAGCCCUACUUCUGGAGGCCAGCAGAUUACGACAAUUAUCCUUCAGGACGUAUCGAGUGGAGAAACACUACGCAGUGACCAGCGGAAAGUGGUACUUCGAAUUCGAGGUGCUAACUGCAGGUCCGAUGCGCGUAGGGUGGGCGAAGGCCGAUUGCAUGCCUGGAAGUAUGCUGGGAAGCGACGAGAACACUUGGGCGUUCGAUGGUUACAAUGAGGAAAAAGUAUACUCGGGAACAACCGAAACAUUUGGCAAACAAUGGCAGGUUGGAGACGUUGUCGGUGUAUUCCUGGAUCUAAUUGACCGAACGAUUAGCUUUUCUCUGAACGGAGAAUUGUUAAUGGACGCACUCGGCGGCGAAACAUCUUUCGCCGAUGUGCAAGGUGACUGUUUCGUACCAGCUUUCACGCUUGGGGUUGGACAGAAGGCGAAAUUAACAUUUGGACAGGAUGUGAACACUCUAAAGUUCUUUACAACAUGUGGUCUACAAGAAGGAUACGAACCCUUCUGUGUAAACAUGAAUCGCCUAGUGACUUACUGGUACACAAAGGACCAGCCGAUUUUCGAAAACACAGACGACAUGGCCGACACUAGGAUAGAUGUCGCCAGGAUCCCAGCAGGGUCCGACACCCCGCCCUGUCUAAAAAUCUCCCAUAACACGUUCGAGACUAUGGAGAAAGCGAAUUGGGAAUUUCUUCGACUGUCACUGCCCGUUAUCUGUCAGUCUACUUUUGUCUCGGAAAGCGAGAAAUUACGAAGGUGGCAGGAGAUCAAGAUGCGCCAGAAUCGGCUGUUGUGUGAACAGGUGGAGCAAGCCCAACAAGCCGCGCCCUCGGCUCAAAUGGAGCAAAUUAUGAAGUCUGGUUUUAGCAUGAGCGACAUCAAAGGGUUGCAAAGGAACUACUCAGAGGAUGCAGUGGAAGCAGACGAAAUGAUGAAAGAAUCGCCACUUCCAAUGCAGAGGAACAAGCCUAUGAGACCUCCCAGAAAAGGUUCCCUUUAUGGAUCACGAACUGGAAACAUGGAGAACGCGAUCAGCGAGGUAGACAUGAACGGUUACGGCGACAUGAACGGAGACGUGAAAGACGACAAGAAAAAACGAGGGCGUUCGCCAUUCCGCAAAGAGACGGAGGAUGGAAAGUUCUUUUCGCGUAAAGCGAAGUCUCCGGAGGCCAAAUCGAAGACGCCCGAACCAGCGGUACGGUCCGACGUCUCCGACAAGAGUACGAAGACCCUAUCGAUGAACAAAACGGAUUUGAAGGUGAUACCACCACAAAUACCAGAGCGCAACGCACCGAAGGCGAUGUCCGUUCUAAGUGGAUCUGGCAUCGAGGCAAUUGGAAACGAAAUAUACGACGCGGACUGUCUGAAGCUGAUGAACGAAUACUUCUACGGCGUGAGGAUUUUUCCUGGACAGGAUCCAACUCACGUUUAUGUUGGCUGGGUCACGUCUCAGUAUCACCUGCACACGAAGGACUUCAAUUUGUCUCGCGUGAGAAAGGCAUCGGUGGUUGUGACCGACGAUUAUGACCGUCCCGAGGAACAAGUCGACAGACAAAGUUGCUACAUGGUCAGAGCAGACGAGCUUUACAAUGAGGUCACACAAGAUGCCUCUGGCAAGGGUGCUUCCCAGGGAAUGUUUGUCGGUUGUUUCGUGGACACGGCAACUGGAUGGGUAUCGUUCACAUGCGAGGGCAAAGAAACUAGCCACAAAUUCAAAAUGGAACCCGACACUAAACUGUUCCCGGCCAUCUUUGUGGAAGCCACCAGCAAGGAGAUCCUCCAAAUCGAACUCGGAAGAACCUCCACGACGUUGCCACUGUCUGCAGCCGUUUUACAGAAUUCUGAGCGUCACGUUAUACCGCAAUUCCCACCCAGAUUGAAAGUGCAGUGUCUGAAACCUCAUCAGUGGGCCAGAGUGCCCAAUCAGUCGCUCCAAGUGCACGCUUUGAAGUUAUCCGACAUAAGGGGUUGGUCCAUGUUAUGCGAAGACGCGAUUUCAAUGCUAGCUUUGCAUAUUCCUGAGGAGGACAGGUGCAUCGAUAUCUUGGAACUCAUCGAAAUGGACAAACUGCUCAGUUUUCACGCACACACAUUAACACUCUACGCAGCCCUCUGCUACCAGUCGAACUACAGAGCUGCCCACGCCCUAUGUCAACACGUCGAUCAGAAGCAAUUGUUAUACGCCAUUCGAGCGGAAUACAUGUCCGGGCCCCUACGACAAGGAUUCUACGACUUGCUGAUCGCUCUGCAUCUCGAAUCGCAUGCAACGACGAUGGAAGUGUGCAAGAACGAAUAUAUCAUUCCUUUAGGUCAAGAAUUAAAGGAUUUGUACGAAAACGAAGAAAUGAGGCACAGCCUCAGAUACCUAGAAACCGAGUCCGUACGACCGCAAAUGAAGAUGACGGAUAUUAGCGAUCAAACGAUCGAGAACAUAAGGAGCCUCUACAGCCCGCAUUUCCCCCUGGACGUCGUACGGGAUUACGUGAUGGAGGCCUUGAACGAGGCCGUCGAGGUCAAUCAAGUACACAAUCGAGACCCUAUCGGUGGCAGCAAUGAGAAUCUCUUCCUGCCGCUUUUGAAACUCGUUGACAGGCUACUGCUGGUUGGGAUGCUCAGGAACGAGGACGUCAUGAAGCUUCUCAUCAUGAUUCAUCCGGAAACUUGGGACUCAACAUUCGAUAAAGAAGGAAAAGACGAGCACAAGAAGGGAUUGCUCCACAUGAAAAUGGCCGAAGGAGCUAAACUCCAGAUGUGUUAUUUACUUCAUCAUCUCAAUGACAUUCAGCUACGUCAUCGCGUUGAAUCGAUCAUCGCCUUCAGCCACGAUUUCGUCGGUGAUCUGCAGUCCGAUCAGCUUCGUCGUUACAACGAGAUCAAACAGUCCGAUUUGCCAUCAGCGGUCGCAGCCAAAAAGACCAGGGAGUUCAGAUGUCCGCCCCGAGAACAGAUGAAUGCUAUCUUAAGCUUCAAGAACAUGGACUUCGAAGAGGAUCCGGAUAAUAUUCCCUGUGGAGAGGAUCUGAUCAGCCGGAUGAACGAAUUCCAUAGCAAUCUAAUGUCCUAUGUGUCUCUACACGCUCUUCAGGAAGCGGCUGACGCUGCGAACGAACCGAUAGAAGAAAUAGAAAAACCCGGAGCCAUGAAAAGACUAUUCAACUUCAUUAACGCUGUGAAGGAGCUGGAAGAGGAACCUAAACCGGAACCUGAACCGGAAAGGAAAACUCCAGAAGAGGUGUUCCGUAAAGUCCUUAUAUCGACCAUCGUCAGCUGGGCCGAGGAAUCCCAGAUUGAGACUCCAAAAUUAGUACGCGAGAUGUUCAGCCUUCUGGUACGUCAAUACGACACUGUCGGCGAGUUGAUCAGAGCCCUAGAGAAGACCUACGUAACCAACAGCAAAACGAGGGAGGACGCUGCGCUGAUGUGGGUCGGUCUGAGCCAAAUUCGUGCAUUAUUACCCGUGCAGAUGUCGCAAGAGGAAGAAGAGCUAGUUAGAGAAAGACUCUGGAAACUCGUAAACAACCACACCUUCUUUCAACAUCCGGAUUUGAUCAGAGUGUUGAGAAUUCACGAGAAUGUCAUGGCGAUCAUGAUGAACACUUUGGGCAGACGAGCACAAGCGCAGUCGGACGCUCAGACUCAACCGCAGACUACAGAAGGAGGAGAACCAGCUUCCAAGGAGAAGGACACUUCCCACGAGAUGGUGGUAGCCUGUUGCAGAUUCCUUUGUUAUUUCUGUCGCACGUCAAGGCAGAAUCAAAAGGCUAUGUUCGAUCACUUUGACUUCUUGCUGGAGAACAGUAACAUUCUCUUAUCGAGACCAUCAUUGAGAGGAUCUACGCCUUUAGACGUGGCUUACUCUUCUCUUAUGGAGAACACGGAACUCGCAUUGGCUCUCAGAGAACACUAUCUCGAGAAAAUUGCCAUCUACUUGUCCCGUUGUGGUCUACAAUCGAACUCGGAACUAGUAGAGAAGGGUUAUCCCGAUCUGGGAUGGGAUCCGGUGGAAGGUGAACGAUAUUUGGACUUUUUGAGGUUCUGUGUCUGGGUUAAUGGUGAAAGUGUGGAGGAAAACGCGAAUUUGGUGAUACGUUUGCUGAUCAGAAGACCGGAAUGUUUAGGUCCGGCGCUCCGUGGCGAGGGUGAAGGUCUGCUGAGAGCUAUCAUAGACGCCAACAAAAUGUCUGAACGCAUUGCUGAUCGACGCAAGGUGCACGAUGAAGCAGAGGGCACAUCGGUAAUGCAAUUCGAGCAUCCGCUUCCGGAAUCAGAUGAGGAUGAAGACUAUAUUGACACCGGUGCCGCUAUCUUGAACUUUUACUGUACUUUGGUAGACCUACUGGGUCGCUGCGCUCCAGAUUCUUCUGUCAUUGAACAAGGGAAGAACGAGUCUCUACGAGCGAGAGCUAUCCUACGAUCGCUGGUGCCACUUGACGAUCUGCAGGGUGUUCUGUCUUUGAGGUUCACUCUACUAAACCCAGCCGCUGGCGAAGAGAAGCCGAAAAGCGACAUGCCGUCUGGUCUUAUUCCGGGACACAAACAAAGUGUUGUCCUAUUUCUGGAACGUGUUUAUGGUAUCGAGACUCAAGAGCUGUUCUUCAAGAUACUCGAGGAAGCCUUCCUACCUGAUCUUCGAGCUGCGACCAUGCUCGAUAGAAACGAUGGUUACGAAUCUGACAUGGCGUUAGCAAUGAACCGUUACAUCGGAAUCAGCAUUCUACCACUCCUGAUCAAGCAUUCCAAGUUCUACAACGAGGCAGACAACUACGCCAGUCUUUUGGACGCCACACUGCACACUGUCUACCGAUUGAGCAAGAACAGAAUGCUGACGAAGGGUCAACGCGAGGCUGUGUCGGACUUCCUGGUAGCCCUGACUAGCCAAAUGCAACCAAGUAUGCUGCUGAAGUUACUCCGAAAACUGACCGUGGACGUGUCGAAACUGUCGGAGUAUACCACCGUCGCCCUGAGGCUAUUGACUCUCCAUUACGACCGUUGUGCCAAAUACUACGGUUCAACUGGUGGACAAGGUGCAUACGGUGCAUCGAGCGACGAAGAGAAACGUCUGACCAUGGUCCUCUUCAGCAACAUAUUCGAUUCCUUGUCCAAAAUGGACUACGAUCCAGAACUGUUUGGAAAAGCUUUACCUUGCCUCACGGCUAUUGGUUGUGCUUUGCCACCUGACUAUUCGUUGUCUAAGAAUUACGACGAUGAAUGGUAUGGCAGUAAAUCGGCAUCCACGCAGUCACCUGAUGGACCGUACAAUCCACAGCCAAUCAACACCUCCAGUGUGGUUCUGAACAAUGACCUCAAUCAGAUAGUACAGAAAUUCUCUGAGCAUUACCACGACGCCUGGGCCAGUCGGAAGUUAGAAAACGGUUGGACUUACGGUGAACAGUGGUCUGAAAUAAAUAAGACUCAUCCUAGAUUGAAGCCUUACAAUAUGUUGAACGACUACGAACGGGAACGUUACAAGGAGCCUGUCAGAGAGAGCUUGAAAGCUUUGCUGGCUAUAGGGUGGAGUGUUGAACACGCAGAAGUAGAUGUACCUUCGACCAAUCGCAGCUCCAUGCGAAGAUCAUCGAAGAGUCAAGGUGAUUCGGCGAGUCCAUUUAAUUACAAUCCUCAUCCAGUCGACAUGACGAACCUGACACUUAGCAGAGAAAUGCAGAAUAUGGCUGAACGUCUUGCGGACAAUGCCCAUGACAUUUGGGCCAAGAAGAAGAAGGAAGAGCUCAUUACAUGUGGGGGCGGUAUUCAUCCUCAGUUGGUACCAUACGAUUUACUGACGGACAAGGAGAAGCGAAAGGACCGCGAACGUUCCCAGGAAUUCCUCAAGUAUCUACAAUACCAAGGUUACAAGCUUCACAAACCAAAUCGAGGCGGAGAGUCCGAAGUUGCUACGGCUGGAGCUUCAGUGGAGCUAAGAUUCGCAUAUUCGUUACUGGAGAAACUGAUAGCAUAUUUGGACAAGGCCACUAUUAACAUGAAGCUACUGAAACCUUCCGACACGUUCAGCCGACGUAACAGUUUUAAAACGUCGACAAGGGACAUCAAGUUCUUCAGCAAGGUCGUGUUACCUCUGAUGGAGAAGUACUUCAGCACGCACAGGAAUUACUUUAUCGCAGUUGCCACAGCAACUAAUAACGUCGGAGCUGCUUCUUUGAAGGAGAAGGAAAUGGUGGCUGCUCUCUUCUGUAAAUUGGCCAGUUUGUUAAGAUCUAGACUGGCUGCUUUCGGACCAGACGUGAGGAUCACCGUCCGUUGUCUUCAAGUAUUGGUCAAAGGCAUCGACGCGAAGAGCUUGGUUAAAAAUUGUCCUGAAUUCAUCAGAACUUCUAUGUUGACGUUCUUCAACAACACCGCAGAUGAUUUGGGUCAUACAAUUCUAAAUCUUCAGGAGGGCAAAUAUAGUCAUCUUAGAGGUACACAUCUGAAAACGUCGACUUCUUUGUCGUACAUCAACAGCGUCGUUUUACCGGUUCUGACCGCCAUGUUCGAUCACCUGGCUGCUUGCGAGUACGGCAGUGAUCUUCUCCUGGAUGAAAUUCAAGUCGCGUCCUACAAAAUGUUAGCGUCAUUAUACACUCUUGGCGUAGACGCUUCUCUGACGCACGACAGGAAGUACUUGAAGACAGAAAUCGAGCGUCACAAGCCGAACUUAGGGUCUUGUUUAGGCGCUUUCUCGAGUUGCUUCCCCGUAGCUUUCCUGGAGCCACAUUUGAACAAGCACAAUCAGUUUUCCCUUUUGAAUCGUAUCGCUGAUCAUUCCUUGGAAGCUCAGGACAUAAUGACCAAAAUGGAGUCCAGCAUGCCCACUCUGGAGACAAUCUUAUCGGAAGUCGAUCAGUUCGUCGAGUCUGACAAAACCUACAACGAUCUUCCCCACGUUGUAGAUAUCAUUCUACCCCUGCUUUGCUCGUAUUUACCAUUCUGGUGGGCGCAAGGACCAGAUAACGUAAAUCCAACAGAGGGAACGUAUGUCAGCAUGGUCACCAGUGAUCACAUGAACCAACUUCUGAAGAAUGUCCUCAAGUUGAUCAAGAAGAACAUCGGUAACGAGAAUGCCCCUUGGAUGACUCGUAUCGCUGCCUACACCCAACAGAUCAUCAUCAAUUCUUCAGAGGAGCUUCUGAAGGAUCCGUUCUUACCACUCGCUGAACGUGUCAGAAAACGUACCGAUAAUAUGUUCCACAAAGAAGAAUCUCUUCGAGGUUUCAUAAAAUCGUCCACUGACGACACGUCACAGGUUGAAGCACAGAUUCAGGAAGACUGGCAACUGUUAGUUCGUGAUAUCUACUCGUUCUAUCCCCUGUUGAUCAAAUACGUGGAUCUCCAGAGGAACCACUGGCUGAGAAAUAAUAUACCUGAGGCUGAGGAUCUCUAUAAUCACGUAGCAGCAAUAUUCAACAUUUGGUCCAAGUCGCAGUAUUUCUUGCGGGAGGAACAGAACUUCAUAUCCGCGAACGAGAUAGAUAAUAUGGUGCUCAUCAUGCCAACAGCAACUAGAAGACCUGCUGCUAUCUCGGAUGGAACUGCACCUUCUGGUGGAGGCAAGAAAAAGAAGAAGCAUCGUGACAAAAAAAGGGACAAGGAUAAAGAGGUGCAAGCAUCUCUGAUGGUAGCCUGUUUGAAGAGAUUACUACCCGUUGGUCUGAACUUAUUCGCUGGACGUGAACAAGAAUUGGUACAGCACUGCAAAGAUAGAUUCUUGAAGAAGAUGCCUGAGUACGAAAUCGCCGAGUUCGCCAAAACGCAACUGACUUUGCCGGACAAGAUCGAUCCCGCCGACGAAAUGUCCUGGCAGCAUUAUCUGUACUCCAAGCUAGGUCAGAAGAAAGACGCGAUGGAGCCAGUGAAGGCGCAACAGUUAGAGGACGUGGUCGCACGUAUCACCGACAUGGCUAAAGUUCUUUAUGGUUUACACAUGAUAGAUCAUCCGCAACAGCAGAGCAAGGGUCAAUAUCGAUCCGUGGUGUCGAUACAACGUAAACGAGCGGUGAUCGCUUGUUUCCGUCAAACUUCCCUACAUUCCUUGCCCAGGCAUCGGGCUAUAAACAUAUUCGCACGAACAUACUACGAGCUCUGGUUGCAGGAUGAGAAUGUCGGUCAAGAAGUGAUGAUUGAAGACCUUACGCAAUCUUUCGAGGACGCCGAAUUGAAGAAGAUGGACAAAGACGAGGACGAAGGAAAACCAGACCCGCUCACGCAAUUAGUGACAACGUUCUGUCGUGGUGCCAUGACAGAACGAUCCGGUGCUCUUCAGGAAGAUCCUCUGUAUAUGAGUUAUGCGCGAAUUAUAUCAAAAUCUUGCGGCGAAGAGGAAGAGGAAGGCGAAGACGAGGGUGGAGGGGGUGAAGAAGAAGGGGGCGCUUCGAUCCACGAACAAGAAAUGGAAAAACAGAAGCUUCUCUUCCACCAAGCACGUCUCGCCAACCGCGGCGUAGCGGAAAUGGUCCUGCUCCACAUAUCCGCCUGCAAAGGCCUACCAAGCGAGAUGGUUAUGAAGACUUUGGAGUUGGGUAUAUCCAUUCUACGCGGUGGUAAUAUAGAGAUCCAACGGGGAAUGUUGAAUCAUUUGAAAGAAAAGAAGGACGUAGGAUUCUUCACUUCGAUCGCCGGUUUAAUGAAUUCAUGCAGUGUAUUGGAUCUGGACGCUUUUGAGAGGAACACUAAAGCUGAAGGACUAGGAGUUGGUUCCGAGGGAGCGGCAGGUGAAAAGAACAUGCACGACGCCGAAUUUACGUGUGCCUUGUUUCGGUUCAUUCAACUGACCUGCGAAGGUCACAAUCUUGACUGGCAGAACUAUCUGAGGACCCAGGCCGGUAACACGACGACAGUGAACGUCGUUAUCUGCACCGUCGAUUACCUUUUACGACUCCAAGAGUCCAUCAUGGACUUUUAUUGGCACUAUUCUAGCAAGGAACUCAUCGACCCCGCCGGCAAAGCUAACUUCUUCAAAGCCAUAGGCGUCGCCAGUCAGGUCUUUAACACCCUGACUGAAGUCAUUCAGGGACCUUGCGCGCAGAACCAACAAGCACUUGCGCAUUCUCGAUUAUGGGACGCCGUUGGUGGUUUCCUAUUCUUGUUCUCUCACAUGCAAGACAAGUUGUCGAAGCACUCGAGUCAAGUGGAUCUUCUGAAGGAAUUACUCAAUUUGCAAAAAGACAUGAUCACCAUGAUGCUCUCUAUGCUUGAAGGUAACGUUGUGAAUGGAACUAUUGGAAAGCAGAUGGUAGACACCCUGGUGGAAUCAGCGGGCAACGUCGAAUUAAUUCUCAAGUACUUCGACAUGUUCUUGAAACUGAAGGACUUGGUCUCGUCACCUAGUUUCUUGGAGGUUGAUCUGAACAGCGACGGCUGGGUGUACCCUAAGGAUUUCAAGGAGAAAAUGGAACAGCAAAAGAGCUAUACAAACGAGGAGAUGGAAUUCCUGUUAGCCUGUUGCGAGACGAAUCACGAUGGUAAAAUUGACUACGUAGCAUUCAUGGACCGUUUCCACGAGCCAGCGAAAGAGAUCGGUUUCAAUCUUGCUGUUCUGCUGACCAAUUUGUCCGAGCACAUGCCGAACGAGCCCAGACUGGCGAGAUUCCUCGAGACAGCAGGUUCUGUGUUGAAUUACUUCGAGCCAUUCCUCGGCAGGAUCGAGAUCCUUGGUGGGAACAAGAAGAUCGAGCGGGUGUACUUCGAGAUCAAGGAAUCGAACAUCGAGCAGUGGGAGAAGCCGCAGAUCAAGGAGUCCAAGAGGACAUACUUCUACAACACCGUGGUAGAGGCUGGAGAGAAGGAGAAAUUGGAGACCUUCAUCAACUUCUGUGAGGACGCCAUCUUUGAAAUGCAGCAUGCGAGCGCGUUGAUGGCGGUGGAGGAAAGCGGAGGAAUCGGAAAAGCCAGGGAAUCCUCUUACACCUACAUGACAGAAGACGACGAAGAAAGGAACAAAGAUCCCAUCCGGAGAGGUAUCCAAACUUUCAAGGACGGUAUCUACUUCUUCUUCUCCAUAUUCUCUCCAACGAACAUCAAGAACAAGAUCGCUGAGAUGCAACAGAUGACGAUAUUGGAACUCUUCGUUGGCUUCUUUAAGAUGAUAUUCUACGCGUUCUACUACUCUGGAUUCGGUGUUGGCUGUGUUAUUAGGUAUUUCAUGAGGUUACUGUUGGCGUUGAUGAAAGGACCACAUUUGGAAGAACCUGUCGUCGAGGUGAAGGAGGAAGAAGAGAAACCAUCGAGGCAUCUACCUGCUUUGCCACCAACACCGGAUGAAUCGAAUCUACAGGUGCAGGCGUUUGGAAUGGACAUAACGAAAGAAGAAGGCCAGAUAAAGAUAGCGCCCCACGAAUCAGCAGCUUCGACACCUCAAUCGAGCAUCGAAGAAACUGGUGAGAGCACACCAGAAGAAGCUACCGGUGAAGAGGGUCCAAGGGUUGAAAGUGGAACCGGAGACACGGAAACACCUGUUUCAUUGGCUGAUUUAUUAGGUGGCGAACAGGCAAGAGCUCAGGCUGCAGCCGCUGCCGAAGCAGCAGCUGCGCAACAGGCAGCGAUGGCUGCGGUGGAAGCAGAAGCGAAGCAGGAACCAGCGACUGAAACCACGACGUCCAGUAUCGAUUUGUCCGAGUACACUCACCGCAUUGUAUCUUUCUUGGCCAGGAAUUUCUAUAACUUGAAAUACGUUGCUUUGGUUCUCGCCUUUUGCAUCAAUUUCAUGUUGCUGUUCUACAAGGUAUCUUCUUUGGCCAGUGACGAGGACGAAGAAGGUAGCGGUCAAAUAAUGGCGGACAUGUUGGCGGAUAUGUCUGGCGAGGGUCCAUCCGGUUCCGGAUUCGGAGAGGAGGAAGACGCGUACGCUCUGGAAUACGUCGAAGUCUCUGAGGAUUUCUAUUACAUGGCACACGUUAUGAGGCUCAUGGCUGCUCUUCAUUCGAUCGUUUCUCUCGCUAUGCUGGUCGCUUAUUACCAUCUGAAGGUACCGCUGGCCAUCUUCAAACGAGAAAAGGAAAUCGCGCGACGAGUGGAAUUUGAUGGAUUGUAUAUUGCCGAGACGCCUGAGGAAGACGACAUCAAGGCACAUUGGGAUAAAAUGGUGAUAUCAGCGAAAACGUUUCCUGUGAAUUAUUGGGAUAAAUUCGUGAAGAAGAAAGUUCGUCAGAAGUACAGCGAGACCUACGACUUCGAUUAUAUCAGCAACUUGCUCGGUAUGGAGAAGACUUCGUUCAGCCAACAAGAAGAAGAGGGUUCUGGUUUGAUCCAUUUUAUCGUAAAUAUCGACUGGAGGUAUCAAGUGUGGAAAGCUGGAGUCACCAUCACCGACAACGCAUUUUUGUAUAGCUUGUGGUACUUCAUAUUCUCGAUCCUCGGGAACUAUAACAACUUCUUCUUCGCUGCUCAUCUGCUGGACGUCGCGGUCGGUUUCAAAACGCUUAGGACGAUCUUGCAAUCCGUAACGCACAACGGCAAACAAUUGGUACUAACGGUGAUGUUGCUGACGAUCGUUGUAUACAUAUACACGGUCAUAGCCUUUAACUUCUUCAGGAAAUUUUAUAUUCAAGAGGAAGACGACGAAGUGGACAAGAAAUGUCAUGAUAUGUUAACGUGCUUCGUGUUUCAUCUUUACAAAGGCGUCAGAGCCGGUGGUGGUAUCGGUGACGAGAUUGGCGAACCGGAUGGCGACGAUUACGAAGUCUAUCGUAUCAUGUUCGACAUCACUUUCUUCUUUUUCGUUAUUGUCAUUUUGCUGGCUAUUAUUCAGGGUUUGAUUAUCGACGCAUUCGGUGAACUUCGAGACCAGCUCGAAAAUGUGAAAACAAACAUGGAGAGUAACUGUUUCAUUAGUGGCUUAGAGAAAGAGUACUUUGAUACGGUUCCACAUGGUUUCGAUACACACGUUCAACAGGAACAUAAUCUUGCUAAUUACAUGUUCUUCCUCAUGCACUUAAUCAACAAACCAGACACCGAAUACACCGGUCAGGAAACGUACGUGUGGAACAUGUACCAGCAAAGGUGUUGGGACUUCUUCCCUGUCGGUGACUGCUUCCGCAAGCAGAACGAGGCAGUAGAGGAAGAGGCGAAGAAGAAGUAGGAUUUCAUUGCCACGUGUCAUCGUGCACGAACGACCAAAUCGAUCGUUAUUGCAUAAAGAAGAUUUUCUCUCCUGAAACGUCUUCGAUAAUCCGUAGUCUCUUAACUUCUACACGCAAGAAAAUGGAUUGCAUGAAUAACAUUCGACAAGCUAAGAUCAGACUUUAGGAAACUACAUUCUCGCUCGUACGUCGAUAGAUAGACUACAACGUUUAACGCGUGUGUACACUUUCACAUUCAACGUUUCUCGUUAUUCCAAGUCUUACAUGAAAUUUUUCAGAGCGUGAUUAGAACACACGUUGCCGCUAGGGAAUCGCGCGAGUCGUACUCGUUCGAGUUUGAAAAUCGUGUUCCGCGCUCGCAAGCAACCAAGAACCUAGGAGACUGGUAAAAAUAUUUUUCCAACCUAUUUUUCCAACUUUGUAUGGGUGGCUGGAUCGUAUAAGUUAACAGUUUCCUCCUUAGAUAGCCAAUUUGCAACAUGUUAUUAAACCAUUUGGACUAAAGGAUCCGACUGCACAAAUCUUGCAUUAUCAUUGAACGUUUACGAUUGCCUUCUUUUCAUACGUCGGGUGACCACACAUACACACACCGUACCACACACACACACACACACACUUGUGCAUAAUAA